AUGGUUCAAAUUACCACCGGACUAGGUUCUACUAGCGGUACUUUGACAGCUGUAACAGCCAAAGCUCCUUCAAGUGGCGGAGUUGUCAUUGGCAGUGGGGAUGCUACGGCUGGAGUAAGUGGGGAUAUUGCACUACAAAGUGGCUCCAGCUCUAGUUUCUCUACUGGAACCGUUCGCGUGUUGGCUGGAACUAGCACUUCCCUGAAUGGAGGAGACGUUGUCAUUAAGUCUGGCGAAGGGUCUACCCACGGCGGAAACAUCGACAUAGUUAGCGGGGCCGCAUCUGCACCAACCGGAAGUGGUGGACACGUGACAUUGAAGUCUGGCGGUGGGGACAUAGUUGUUUCAGGAACGGAUGCGGCUGCGUCUCACAUGAGUGUAUCAGGUGAUGGAUCAGUGAGUGUUAAGGCAGACACUUCGUCAUCCAUGGAGAUUCGCGGCGGGGACAGCCUGAAUAUCAGUGUCCAAACUGGAGAGCUUACAGUAUCUCAUGGGGAAACAAAAGUACCUGGAGGAGUAAUUUGGCGCUUGCAACCGGACAAGAUGAUCAGUCACGUCCCAGCCCAGAUCACCGAGAUCACAUACCCGUCCGAUCGACGAAUUAAGACGGAUAUCGAAGAUGUUGAUGAAGAUGACAUUCUGCAGCGCAUUCAGACUCUUGAAGUAAAAAAAUAUCGUUAUUCGGAGAUGUGGCGCGAGAUUCGAGGUAUCCCUGACGUCACUGUUCGUGGCGUCAUUGCUCAACAAGUGGAAGAAACGUUUCCAGAAUACGUGACAGUUUCAACGCUUACGCUUCCCGAGAAAAACUUCAGUUUGGAGCAAUUUCACGAAGUGAACAAGCAACAAAUCACAAUGGAUUUAAUUGCAGCUAUUCACGCUCAGCACAAACGCUUCAAGGUAGGCCCGAACAGUGAGGCGCAGAGCGGGCGUAUUGACAUCGCCACUGCAGACGCGGGGUCCUACGUAAAUGCUUCUCCGACUGGAAGCAGUGGUGAUGUCAGCAUCGAAACGGGAUCAUCGAGCUACAGCACAAGCGGGGGCAUCUUCAUUUCUACUGGCGAUAGCAUGGCUGGCGAUGGCGGAUCUUUGGUACUUGAAGCCGGGUCUUCCCAAGGAAGUGGUACAGCGGCCGGCAGCGUCGUCAUUGCAAGUGGUGAAAACUUCGAAAAUCCAGGAGAUGUUAAUUUGCAGACACCGGACUCCCGUGGCAGUCGAAACAGCGGAAGUAUAUCUGUGACGACCGGGUGGUCUGCUGUUGGAGAAAGUGGAUCGAUCGCCGUAAGCACCGGUGACUCGUUUGCGGGGUCAAAGGGUACUGUUGAUGUUACCUCUGCGACCACACGCGUU
This is a messenger RNA of Phytophthora sojae, 1347 nucleotides long. RefSeq lists its product as hypothetical. Gene Ontology annotation, cellular component: endoplasmic reticulum membrane; nucleus. The record is from RefSeq and is a predicted model, not a curated record. Gene Ontology annotation, molecular function: sequence-specific DNA binding; DNA-binding transcription factor activity. The transcript is spliced from 2 exons. Gene Ontology annotation, biological process: protein autoprocessing; positive regulation of DNA-templated transcription. NCBI's taxonomy places the organism in Eukaryota, Oomycota, Peronosporomycetes, Peronosporales, Peronosporaceae. The annotation marks the transcript as partial.